AUGAUGGGUGUCGUGGGAGAAUGUGCAUUUGAUGAGGACACAAUCGAACAGAAACAAGCCACUGAACUCAGAGAGCGUUAUUUAAGGACUAUGGCUUAUUUCGCUGGCAAAGAGAUUUGGAAAGAAAUACCAGUUGAAGAUAGUAUACCAGGAUUUAGUCAGAGUCCUUUUCCGUUGGUGACGCAUAUUACUAAGGUAAAUGAUGCUGAGGUGGAAUUGAAAUUAUACGAGAAUACGAAAACGGAUGGUAAAUUUGUAACGCUAAAACCGGAUAAUUCACAUUAUUUGAUUGAUUCGCUUAAGACACCGAUUGGAGUCGUAAAAUGUGCCGCUGUAAGAAUGACAGACACCUUGAUGAUAACCGCUAAUCUAUGUGAAUCGUUCGCUGUACCAAAGGAUUUGUUUUCAGUAGACUGA
Molecule: messenger RNA, 417 nt
Organism: Dracunculus medinensis (Guinea worm)
Lineage: Eukaryota; Metazoa; Nematoda; Chromadorea; Rhabditida; Dracunculidae
Source: the annotation of a GenBank genome assembly